UUGGUGUUGCUGUUGCCGGGGCCGGAGAUUCGUUUUCGGCGGCGGGAAAGGCGGCGGUUGCUGGGGGGGAAGGAGUGGACUGUCAGUGUCCGGAUCGCUUCUGUGGCCUGGUGCUGCUCGCCGAAGAGUGUGGGCGCAUCCCGGGAUGAUCCUGAGCCGGGCGCAGUACGGUCAGAUCAGCCGCUACCUGGAGAGGCUGCGGCCCAACAGACAGGGCCUGAAGCUGCUGAUGGAGCAGUUCCCCAGUCAAUCGCAGUCCACUCUGCUGAGCAUCUUCUCCCUGGAGUACCAGAAACGAAUGAAAAGGACACAUGCAAGACAUCAUACAACUGAGGCUUGUGAAACUUAUUACCAAAGGUACCUGAGUGGUGUGAUGAACAAUGCAGCUGCCCCUGUUCUCUUCGAGCUGGCCAAUGAGAUGGACCUAGCUCCUUCGCUGAUGGCGAGAAUUGUGCUUGAAAAAUUCCUGCAAGAACGUGAACAGAUUAUGCCGAGCAAACCUGUCAUAAAUGGCAUGUUAAGGGACCCAUCUCAGAUUCCUGACAGGGUUCUAGCUAAUCAAGUCUAUCAGUGUACGGUGAACGACUCCUGUUAUGGACCAUUGGUAGACUGCAUCAAACAUGCGAUUGGACAGGAGCAUGAAAUUCUGCUUCGUGAAAAGUUGCAAAGAAAAGGACUGUCCUUUUUAGAUGAAGAUCAAUUGCGUGCUAAGGGCUAUGACAAAACUCCUGACAUAAUUUUAGAGGUACCAGUUGAUUUGGACCUGGAUUAGUGAUCUACUGGUGUGGAUUUAUUGAGGAGUUGGACUGUCACCGUAACCGUGGAAUCAUACUCAAAGAUUGUUUCCCCGAAGACAUUGUAACCUUGCACAGCACCAUGGCCAAUACUGAAUGCGGAAGGGAUAGGUGAAUCCGGAAGUGAUUUUUCCUUUCUGCAUUGAGAACUACUGACAAAAUCUUGACUGAACUUUUGUUGAACUCCUGCUGCCCUGGGUCACCGUAAUACCUCUUUAGAAAAACACAUUCAGGGUUUCUGCUUUAUUUCAGCAACACGCUUCUGUGAGCAGCCAAGAACUUAAAGACAUGCACCACUCAUUAUCAGUAUGCCCGUCUGUGUCAAUACUUUGUAGAUAGUCUUAAUCUUUCCAACUUCCGAAUUCUUUUCUCCAAUCUGAAGGGUGAAAAUUCAAAUGCCAGAAGGCACUAUUCGAAGUUUGUUUAAUUUAUUGAAACAUUAAUUGUUAAGGUUUAUUACUGUGCUGUGAAUUUAUAGGAGGGCUGUUUUUAUGAUAUGUUAAACAAUUGUAAGAUGGUUUAAAAUGUUUUAAUUUCAUCCAAAUUGGUUUACAAAGGGUAUUAUGUUAUAUCAUUGCAAAAUUGUCAUAAUUCAUCAAAUUAGCAGUCUGAAUGCAUAAUGUGUUAAAACAGAAGGAAUGAAUUCCUGGCAGUUAGAUUCUUCAAACAUGAUUUCCAGUUCAUAGCCAAGAACAUAACUUUGUUUUCUGAGCACUCACAUGUACAAGAUUUUGGGUUCACCCUCAAUAACAUAAAAGCUUGACAAUAAAUGUAUUUAAAGUAGUUUUAAUUGUAUCUAAUUGCUGCAUACAUCCAGCAAAGGUUUCUUAAAUUUCAGAGUGCUUAGUUGAGUAUGUUGUCUGCACCUGAUAUUGAGCUGAUAUGCAUUGUCUACACAAAGAUCCAGGUUUGGAAUUGCUGAAAGAAAUGUCAAAUCUGAUAAGCAGUGUAUAACUGGUUCUGCAACUGCUGUGAUCAGAUGCACAUAUUGUUCUCCAAUCUAUAUAUAUAACUAUGGUUUUAAUCUUCCACAAUUUAAUGCACAUGUCCAUGUAUCAGUUGUGUUUUUUUGAGGGGAUAUGUCACAUUAAUUUUAACAGCAAUCUGAUUUUAAAUUUUCCAGAUUUUUCUCAAAGCAUUAUUUUGUAAUCCUGCAUGCAUAUCUUUCUUUCAUUCAGCCCAGCUACUGUGCAGGCAAGCCAGCAUAUAUCAGUGCUGAUCCCCAGUUUGUAUAAUGGGGAGGGCUUGUGGCAGAAAGAGUUUCCUGCUAUAAAAUCAUGUGUCAAGUCAAUCAAAUUAUAGUCUAUUUCAAGGUGAUCCACUGGUUUUUGGUGGCCCCAUGUAGUACACAAAAAGCUAAAAGAGAAGCAAUUCUUUCUUUAAAUGUUAAAGAAAGAAGUUAUGUAACCUGUUCUGCAAUCCGCCUGACAGUAAGCCUCAGUGCCUUGAUUACUAGUGAUCAAAGGGAGGUUAGAUUAUUUUACUGAGAAACAGAUUCAAGCUAUUUGUGUUCUGCAACAAUGGCAGCAGCCAUUGAAUUUAACAGUAGAGACUGAAUUUCAAAAAUUCCAGAAAUAUUUAGAAUGUCAAGUUGUAAGCAAUUGUGCUUUAAAUUAUUCAUUUGGUUCUAGCAUUAAAAAAAGUUGGGUUCUGAAGAACUACUAAUCACAUGUCUACAAUCUGAAUGCAGUACUAAUAUGCUUCAAGUCGGCAUGGAGAAGAGGGCGGAGAUUCAUAAGAUCUGGUUACAGGCUUCCUUACAAGUCGAUGAAUAUUGUAGUUUUUUUGUGGUCAACAGAGAGAAGAGGCUACUUGACUUUGCUAACUACCACAAUUGCAUAUCUCUAGUCAAAUAAAUGCAUCCACAACCAUCUAAAGAUUCUGGGAUAUUUGUAUUGGCAUGGCCAGAGUAGAAGAAUUUUUCAGGCAGAUUUGCUGCUGGUAGUGAAUUUAGGAAAUUCUGCAAAAUCUAAGGGAAGUACUUAGAGGUGGUGGUCACUCAAAGUUACAACUGGGGCGAAACCAGGGAACAUGAGCACAUUGAAAGUUGGGAGACUGUUUCCUAAAGGGACUGUAAAUCUUUGGGGAAUAUGAUGUGUUAUCAGUAGAAAGGUGAAAGGUUUAUUUCUGUAAUUUAAUGGAUGUUAGCUUUUUUAAAAAGUGUUUAGGGAAU
Messenger RNA from Chiloscyllium plagiosum (whitespotted bambooshark), 2967 nucleotides. The record is from RefSeq and is a predicted model, not a curated record. Lineage: Eukaryota; Metazoa; Chordata; Chondrichthyes; Orectolobiformes; Hemiscylliidae.